Messenger RNA from Darwinula stevensoni, 932 nucleotides. The record is from the annotation of a GenBank genome assembly. Lineage: Eukaryota; Metazoa; Arthropoda; Ostracoda; Podocopida; Darwinulidae.
AUGCCGGUUGUUGAUGAUCUCGAACAGCUCGUUAUGAAGGUGGGUCGUCUCAAAGUUCUCUGGAUCCACCAGAUGCCCCCAGUCGAGGCGAUUCGUCACGAACAUGGAGAUCCCCUAAUGGGUCGAUCAUGCAAUGAAAUUGUCACCAACUUUCACCAACGACGGAGGAAUGGGAAAAAUGGGACGAACCUUUUCCCUGAGAUUCUCGCAGAAUGCCAUGUCGGGAUCCAGAAGGUUCUUGAUGGGGCGAAAAUUAUUUCAUCUUCUCAUUUUGAGUCAGAGUACAUGCUCGGCAGGAAGAUCGUGUUCCUGUGUGUUUCCAAGGGGAAUCCCAGGCCCAGAAUCACAUGGCUUAAGGACGGCGUUGAGCUCUAUGCGCACACUUUCUUUCAUGUGCACGAAUGGAGAAUAGAGACGGAUACAGUGAAAAGCAAGAUGGAGAUAGACCCAGCAACUCAAAAGGAUGCUGGGAUUUACGAAUGCCAGGCAGACAACAAAUACGCAGUGGACCGCAAGGCCUUCCGGACCGAUUAUGCCAUCAGCAUCGAUUAGACGGGCAGACUGACAUAACAAGACACUCAUCCAUGGGAUCCUCACUAAAAGACACUCGUACGAGAACGAGAGUGUCAACUAGUGAAAAGAUGAGCGAGUCUUACCUCUUUUCUCCCUGGAUGAUGUCCAUGUAAUCGAAGGAGCGAGCGUAGAAACCAUCCGACGUGAGUGCUCCCCAAAAAUUACUCCAAGCUCGGUACGGCCUUAUCAUCAGAGGGGCCAACACGGUCCUGCAAAUCGAUUCGUCAUCGCAUCAAGUGCCGUGUCAAAUCGAUAUCCCUUUAUUUGUCUGUGUCAGUUGAGGAAGCAAAGAUGAUACCUGCUCCUUCCCACGUCAUUGCUUUUUUUAAUGCUAAAAUGUUCAAUUGGAAAUGUACCGG